Penicillium salamii is the source of this 1758-nucleotide messenger RNA. NCBI's taxonomy places the organism in Eukaryota, Fungi, Ascomycota, Eurotiomycetes, Eurotiales, Aspergillaceae. The record is from the annotation of a GenBank genome assembly.
AUGUCUCUCUUUGGCCCUUCUCCAGCAGACACGGAAUCAUGGACCCUGCCGGUAUGGGGCGUCGUAUUUGAUCGACUGACAAGUGGAAGCGUUGCCACCAAGCACUUCAAUACUACUAGCGGAAAGGCGAUUGGCGAGCGGACGGCAAGGCAGCAGAUUGAAUGGGCUACCAAGCUUGACCUCCCGAGCCUAAAGCAAAAGACAAUUGAUACAAUUUUGAACAGGUUCACGGGUUUCUCCCUGGGAGUUCGAUACAUGGAAGAAAGUAAAAUCCAUGCCAUUCAUCGACUCAUUGAAGAAGAUGCUCCCCUCCGAGAGAAAACAGUCGCUUGGCUGGAGAAGGAAGAGACCCGAGACAUGUUCUUGUCGAUGAUCAGAUCGUAUGAUAGCUAUGAGGAGGCCAUGAAAGAUAUUAAAAAGGUCAAGGAUUGGCCCAGAGAGAAGGACAAUCAUCCUUUCAAAACAAACCCGGCCUACGAUGCUGCAGUGAAAUGCCAUAAGUGCCUGAGUUUUCUUGUUGAAGAAGGCUUCGUCACAAUCAACGGCUAUGAUUUAUCCGGACGGAAUUGGUUGGAAGCUGGGUUCAAUGGGAACAACGUUGAACUUCUUGCCGUCGUUGUUGCUAACAUGGAUCCUGCGGAUUUGACCAAGCCUCGGGAUAUUCGAGAGCCUGAUUCAUCCGGGAAUCAUAUUCUGCUGUCAUUAGCUGGACACAAUGCAUUCGAAGCAUUCGAACUCGCCCUGAAUAAGAUGAUCAAGGCGGGGAUUAUUGGAAAGUCGGAACUGAAAGAGAUCUUUCACCCGGCCGCAAUGCACGAACUGUGCGCCAUAGCACCACCAUCCGUUGCAGAAGCACUGUACGCAAAGGGAAUCAACAUUGGCAACGUCGAACACCAGCAUCAUCCACUGGGUGGCCAACUCGACGGCUCGUGGCAUAUGGCAGCAGCAUUCAACCCCAAAGCCCGUGCGAUGGUCGAAUGGCUCGGCAAGUUCUCGACACUAUCGUCCAGCAAUAGAAACCACAUCAACGAAACUCCGCUCAUGUACGCCGCUAAAUCCAACCAGUAUGGCGCAAUCCGCUGGCUCUGCAAGAAUAGCGAUCCUACCCUGCCGCAGUGGGAAGGCGGACCCCCAGCACAUGCCCUACUCUGCGCAGCGAAAAGCUCCUACCAAACCAGCACGGAAAUAUUCUCCGUCAUUCUCGACCACAUUCCUAAACAGAUCAUGACACUCGAAUACGGCAAGAUCUGCGGAACUGAAAUUGCCGCAGGCCUCGUCCAGCAUAAAGAGCUCCUCAGAAAGAGACAAAUUGCAGACCCCAUCCAGGCUGACAUGGAGCGCAUGCAGGUCUUCAAAAUGCAGGCACUGAUCGCCCGCUUGCCACGAGCGUGGCCGGGAAGUACAUGGCAUCUUGCGCUGGAAGCUUACGCCAGUGAUAAUGGAGUCAGUGUGUUGAAACAUAGUAUGGCGACCGAGCCCCGGCGCACGCGAAGUAAUUCAAGUCGGCGACGGGGACCGAAGUCUGCCAGACUUGGACUUGAGAGUGAUGAUGACGAUGAUGAUGAUGCUUCGCUCACUGGAUUGAGUGGGUUAGCCCUCUCGGGUCAGACGUCUUUGCACCGAAGUAAAGCGGUUAGGAGGAGGGGAAGGCCGUCGGAUCGGUCUAGUAGUCGUACGAGGGAUACUGCACUAGGCAGAACUAGAGAUUCGAAUAAUAUGGUCUCAAAGAGUGUGCGUCGGAGGCAAACGGAUAGAUGA